AUGACGGAGCCCGCGACAAGCGACGAGUCACGCCAACCCCAAGACCUGGCACCUCCCAACAUAUCAUCACAUGCCACCGAAAUCAGACCCGACGACGACCACCGCAAGAAUCUCCCAACCUUCGAGUCGAUAUUCACCCUCGUUACCAACACUUCUCAAAGCACCACUCAUCAUCCACACGUCCGAUACAUAUUUAGUGAUGAUGAUCCGGAUAUGCUUACCCAGGCUCUUGCCGAGUGCGAGGCCACCGAAGCCCAAGAAGGUUCCCGACACCGGGCAAUGAUGUUGGAUCUCAGUCCUGAUGCCAACGGCGGUUACAGCAUCGCGGGCGCCACCAGCUUGUCUCCAUCCUGGGCCGUACUUAGUGCAGAGCUCAGCCAAAUAUCUCCACCGUCUUCCGAUGGUGGCAACAACAAUGAUAGCAGAAACGACGGCGAUGAGCCUGCGAAGCGCCCUGAGAGGCUUAUGCUACGAGUUGAAGGCGUCGAAAGCUCAACCCUUGGCUCAGAGGUGGAUAUGGCUCUUUCUGAGGAUCAAAAUCGGCAAGGCUCUGGGAGCAGAAGCGGCCUAAGCAGUGGCGCCACGAACAGCCGUGCGGAUAUGGCGCCGACAAAUGACAACAUGGAAGACUAUGGCGUGCUGAUUGAAGACUUUCAGAAGCGCAUGCUGAUGUUGCGAAAAGUCGUGGACGCGGGAGAAGAGCGGCGGAAUCAUCGCGCGACCACAGACCUUGGGGUUGAGCAGGACUUAUCGACGGGACCGAUCCCGCAUGCGGACGAUCCGACAGGGAGACCUCCUGAUUGA
Messenger RNA from Microdochium trichocladiopsis, 804 nucleotides. RefSeq lists its product as uncharacterized. Lineage: Eukaryota; Fungi; Ascomycota; Sordariomycetes; Xylariales; Microdochiaceae. The coding region runs from base 1 to 804 and encodes 267 amino acids. The transcript has a single exon. The record is from RefSeq and is a predicted model, not a curated record.